GCAGCCAAGAGCAACAGAUCUUAGAAUCGUACGUAACACAUUGCAUCCAUUACUACACAGGACAAGACUGGGUCUCGUUCUUAGCAUCACGCGACAGUUUACUACCCUUUUUCUGCCACGUCCUUUACUUCUUAUUUUUCCCUUCCUCGUACACACAUUGGCGACGGCCAUCAAUUGGCGCAUCAACAGUCGAACGAACGAAGAGGGGAAAGACGGCCGAAGCCGGCACUGCCGAAUCACCCGAUUGAUCCGAUCACUAUUAUCGGAAGAGUUGCGGUACCCUCCGCAGGCUGCGAACGAGCACGUUGAAACGGAACACAAGCACAACGCGAUUGUCCUCCGACGUACCUGAACGCCACUCCGACUAUUUUGCGCCGGCGCUUAGCUCUCGUGCCACCAUCACACCGAUCUUACCCGCGAUAGUCUCUGCCUGGAUGCUUACCAGGCCGAGGGAUGCCUGCGUACUCAACGUUUACUGAUGGAAUCGGCCCGGGACAUAGUGCCGACAAUAUGGCGAGGAUGCGACACAGGGGCUUGAAGCCCGGCGGAGGCCAGGCCUCAAUGUCAAGCAGCGUAAUAAACCUGCUGAACACGAUUGUUGGAGCGGGGACCCUCGCCAUGCCUUCGGCCCUUUCGCACAUGGGCAUCACACUCGGCACCGCCGUCAUAAUCUGGUCCGGUUUGGCCUCUGCUUUUGGGCUAUACCUUCAGUCCAGAUGCGCGCGCUACAUCGACCGCGGCCACUCUUCCUUCUUUGCGCUCUCACAGUUGACAUACCCGAACGCGGCCGUCUUCUUCGAUGCCGCCAUUGCGAUCAAAUGCUUCGGCGUGGGCGUCUCAUACCUUAUCAUCAUUGGUGAUUUGAUGCCCGGUGUGGCGCGGGGUCUUGUUUCUGAUACUGGCUAUGGUGACGGGGCCGAUGUGCUUCCACCGUAUAUGCUGGAUCGAAAUUUCUGGAUCACGGCGUUCAUGCUGGUCAUCAUACCUUUAGGAUUCUUGAGGAGGCUGGACUCGCUCAAGUACACAAGCAUCAUUGCGCUUGUGUCUAUUGGAUACCUCAUAAUCCUCGUUGUGUAUCACUUUGCUGCCGAGUCGCAUCCGAACCGGGGUGAAGUUCACUAUGUUACCUGGGAGGGGCCUGUUGCUGUGCUGGGCGCUUUCCCUGUAGUGGUGUUUGCGUAUACAUGUCAUCAAAACAUGUUUUCCAUCCUGAACGAGAUCAAGGAUGGCUCCCCUGGUAGCGUAGUUGGAGUCAUUGGCACUAGUAUUGGAUCGGCAGCUAGUAUCUAUAUCCUCGUAGCCAUUACCGGCUAUUUAACAUUUGGCAACCAGGUCGUUGGAAAUAUCAUCUCGAUGUAUCCCGCAAGCAUCGCCUCGACCAUUGGAAAGGCCGCCAUUGUUAUUUUGGUCAUGUUUAGCGUGCCCUUACAAAUCCACCCCUGUCGCGCAUCGCUCGACGCCGUGCUCAAGUGGCGCCCCAACCGCAACAACAGCCCUGGUGGCGCACACGCCGACUCGGCGCUUAUCCCGACGGCUUCAGUUGCCAACGACUCACACGGCUCCCCAACGACGCCCAUGUCGGAUCUCCGUUUUGCAGUCUUGUCCACAAUCAUCAUUGUCUGCAGCUACGCCACGGCCCUCACGGUCUCCAGCUUGGACAGGGUACUCGCGUACGUGGGCUCGACGGGCUCGACGGCCAUCUCCUUUAUUCUGCCCGGACUGUUUUACUACAAGAUUAGCGACCCGGAUAGCAUUCAUCACCAACGCCUGACCAAGGACGAGGAUGACGCCGAUGACGACGACGUGAAUGCGUCAACUGACGAAGAAAAUGGCAACCUGGACCCGGCCGGUGCGGGUCUCCUCGAGAGCGUCGCCAGCCUCCGGUCCGGCGUGAGCGCCGCAUCGAGGCCGCGCGGGACUAGGUGGCGGCGCAGGCUGCGUUGGGACCUGGAGCACAUUGAGCAUGGCCUGUUGCGCAAGAUGGCGCUGGGCCUGGCCAUCUAUGGCAUGUGCGUGAUGACAGUCUGCUUGAUCAUGAAUACGUUUUUUGUUCAUACAAAGGAGUGAGUGAUUGGCAACGGUGCAAGGGUUCCAGGGCGGGUUGUUUGUCAAGGAUAGAGAGGAAAGAGCAACCUCUCAGGCCUGGGAUGUUUGGUAGCGUACAUCUAUAUCUCUUUCCAUUUGUUAUAUAAAAAUCUGGCAAAGAAUUAUUGCUCUUUCUUUUUUUUGGCUUAAUAGCAUUUUGGAGCGGAAGAAACCCUAAUGUAUACUAAGGGUUGUUUGAUUUCUCUGGGGGUUUUUUAUGUUUAAGGAGGCAGCGGAUCGGACAUGCGACACACGAAGAUACAAGUAUAGAAUGUUUGGUCAUAACCUCAAUGGCAGCUACUAUAUCUCGAU
Molecule: messenger RNA, 2397 nt
Organism: Pyricularia grisea
Lineage: Eukaryota; Fungi; Ascomycota; Sordariomycetes; Magnaporthales; Pyriculariaceae
Exons: 5
Coding region: 454-2067 (537 amino acids)
Biological process (GO): amino acid transmembrane transport
Cellular component (GO): fungal-type vacuole membrane
Molecular function (GO): L-tyrosine transmembrane transporter activity; L-glutamate transmembrane transporter activity; L-serine transmembrane transporter activity
Source: RefSeq, a predicted model, not a curated record